Sparassis crispa is the source of this 228-nucleotide messenger RNA. RefSeq lists its product as hypothetical. NCBI's taxonomy places the organism in Eukaryota, Fungi, Basidiomycota, Agaricomycetes, Polyporales, Sparassidaceae. The record is from RefSeq and is a predicted model, not a curated record. The transcript has 2 exons. Bases 1 to 228 code for a protein of 75 amino acids.
AUGCUCUCAUACGCAGUCGUAGGCGGAUCGCGUGGUAUAGGAUUGGAAUUCGUUAGACAGCUGUCUACGGUCUUUGCCAUGCUAGUGCGGGACAAAGCCAGGUCUUCGUACCUAGCUUCGGUCGUUGCUACAGCCAGCAACCAUAUACACGUCCUCCAAGCCGAUGUCGUGGAUCAUGAUUCACUGAUGGAAGAUGUUUCCGAGUCUCGCGACAUGACGGCCGGCUGA